AUGUACUUCCUGCUCAGCCAGUUGUCCGUGAUGGACACUGUUUUCAUUUGUAGCACUGUCCCAAAGCUCCUGGUUGACAUGGUUUCUAAGGAGAAGACCAUUUCCUUUGUGGGCUGUGGAAUCCAGAUCUUCCUCUAUUUGACCAUGAUCGGUGCAGAGUUCUUCCUCCUGGGCCUCAUGGCCUAUGACUGCUAUGAGGCCGUGUGUGACCCUCUGCGGUACCCCGUCCUGAUGAACUGCAGGGUGUGUCUUCUGCUGGCUGCUGGUGCCUGGUUUGGUGGGUCCCUGGAUGGCUUGCUGCUCAUGCCCGUCACCAUGAAUUUCCCCUACUGUGUCUCCCACCUCAUCAACCAUUUCUUCUGUGAGAUCCUUGCAGUUCUCAGGCUGGCCUGUGCCAACAUAUCCUUCUAUGAAACCCUAAUGUACAUCUGCUGUGUAAUCAUGCUGCUCAAUCCCGUCUCUGUUAUUGCAGCCUCCUACUCCCUCAUCUUGCUAACCGUCCACCGCUUGCACUCCCCUGAAGGCCUGAGAAAGGUCUUUAGUACGUGCUCUUCCCACUUGACUGUGGUCAGCAUUUUCUAUGGGGCUGCCUUCUAUACACACAUAUGUGCUUCCCUAGUCCUUCCACACCCCUGA
Messenger RNA from Manis javanica (Malayan pangolin), 636 nucleotides. NCBI's taxonomy places the organism in Eukaryota, Metazoa, Chordata, Mammalia, Pholidota, Manidae. The record is from RefSeq and is a predicted model, not a curated record.